GUGUGACGUGGUGAGCUGCUGGCAGCAAAAUAGGACAAGGACUUUGAAGUGCCCUUCCUUCCCUGACACUUAAAGGCCUAUCCUUCUAUCCGUCUAUUCGAGUUCCAAACUCCUCUUUCAGAUCUCGCUUCUCUCUAACAGUCACAGCACAGCUCAUCCCAACUCUAAAGCCUUGGAAAGCUGAUAGACAGGAAUCAGGGAUGGGUAUGGCAACGACUAUGACCAUGAAUAUGAGAUUACAGUUUCCUGGUGUUGUCAAUCAUAAUCAGACUUCAUUUUUGGGAGUUCCCAUGAGGCUGCCGUAUGAAAAAUAUUCACACCCAUCGGUUCCCUCUCUUCACUUCAAUGUUCAAGCCAAAGCUCACACUAGAAGAGAAGACUGUCAUGCCCGUCAUUCUCGCGUUAGGAAGAAGGUUGAAGGGAAACAAGAUAGACCACGACUGUGUGUCUUCCGCUCCAACAAGCAUCUCUAUGUCCAAGUCAUUGAUGACUCAAAGAUGCACACACUUGCUUCUGCUUCAACAAUGCAGAAACCAAUUUCUGAGGAGUUCAACUACUCAUCUGGUCCCACUAUUGAAGUGGCAAAGAGGGUUGGCGAAAUCAUUGCAAAAUCCUGUUUGGAGAAAGGGAUCACAAAGGUGGCCUUUGACAGAGGUGGAUAUCCAUAUCAUGGACGCAUAGAAGCGCUUGCUGCUUCCGCUAGAGAGCAUGGCCUUCAAUUUUAAACUUGGAGUAGUUAGUUUUCUUGUGAACUUUGUUCUUUUUAUUCUUCCUUUAAUCCUUAUAUUAGACAGCAUGAAGAAUCCUUUCUCGUAUCAUACUUAGACAUGUAUUUGAUUGACUUUUGUAUUUCUCUUAUGAAUUCAUUGUUAGAGCAUACGUUAAAAUUUUGGAAUAUAUUUUUAUCCUAUGAAAGAGUUUGCAGCAGAAAUAGCGCAAGGAUUUGUGAUAUAGGUUACUUGAAAUGCCAACUUCAAGAACAAAUAGUGUUCCUAAGAGGAGGACUUGAAUGAGCUGUCAUAUACUUCAGUGUAGACAAACUUUGAUUGAGAGUAAAAGAUCGAGCAGAUACGAUGGCAAGAAAGACCAAACAGAAUCCUAAAAGGCCAACCAUCCCUUGGAUCAGUUGUUAUGUAUUAGAGUUGGUACUUGGAGAUUACAGGUUUUAAAGAGUUUAGACAUG
Molecule: messenger RNA, 1183 nt
Organism: Durio zibethinus
Lineage: Eukaryota; Viridiplantae; Streptophyta; Magnoliopsida; Malvales; Malvaceae
Product: large ribosomal subunit protein uL18c-like
Biological process (GO): translation
Cellular component (GO): ribosome
Molecular function (GO): 5S rRNA binding; structural constituent of ribosome
Source: RefSeq, a predicted model, not a curated record